AGAACUACUUACUAUUCUCUCACCCGGUGGCCGCCAUAUUGGCAUAACGUAAGGACGGUCAUAGCACAAGCCACCGGUUGUAUUUUAUUUUUUCGGAACUCUUUGUGUAAAUUAGCGAGGUACAGUGAAACAGAAAGGUUAUUGGUUACGAAAUAUGUCGCAGCUGCUUCCCAUUAGAUUCCAGGAGCAUUUACAGCUCCAAAAUGUUGGAAUCAAUGCUGCAAACAUUGGGUUCAGCACCCUUACCAUGGAGUCGGACAAAUUCAUUUGUAUCCGAGAGAAAGUGGGCGAUACAGCCCAGGUGAUCAUCAUUGAUAUGAAUGACACAGCUAACCCCAUACGCAGACCUAUCUCUGCUGAUUCGGCCAUCAUGAAUCCUACAAGCAAAGUCAUUGCACUGAAAGCUGGUAAGACUCUCCAGAUAUUCAACAUUGAGAUGAAAAGCAAAAUGAAAUCUCACACGAUGACUGAAGAUGUGAUAUUCUGGAAGUGGAUUUCGGUCAACACUGUAGCUCUUGUCACUGAAGCAUGUGUUUAUCACUGGAGCAUGGAGGGUGAUUCCCAACCACAGAAGAUGUUUGACAGACACACCAACCUGGCCGGAUGUCAAAUCAUAAACUACAGGACUGAUGCUGCCCAGAAGUGGCUCCUUGUCAUCGGAAUUUCUGCCCAGACUGGGGCGGAAGGAGGAAUGAGUGCAGAUUCUCAAAACCGCGUUGUUGGAGCCAUGCAGCUGUAUUCCGUGGACAGAAAGAUCAGCCAGCCGAUAGAGGGGCAUGCUGCAGCCUUUGCGCAAUUUAAAAUGGAGGGCAAUGCCACCCAAUCUACGCUCUUCUCUUUCGCUGUCCGGGGUGCUCAGGGAGGAAAGCUUCAUAUCAUAGAAGUCGGUCAGGCACCACAAGGUAACCAGCCAUUUACCAAAAAAGCAGUAGAUGUUUUCUUCCCACCAGAGGCCCAGAAUGACUUCCCUGUUGCAAUGCAGAUGAGUCAAAAGCAUGGUGUUGCAUUCCUUAUUACAAAAUAUGGAUACAUUCAUCUCUAUGACAUAGAAACCGGUACCUGUAUUUACAUGAACCGAAUCAGUGGCGACACGAUAUUUGUCACAGCACCACACGAGGCAACAUCUGGCAUUAUUGGGGUCAAUAGAAAAGGACAGGUGCUCUCUGUCAGUGUAGAAGAGGAUAACAUUGUACAAUACGUCACUACUAACCUGCAAAACCCAGACCUGGCUCUGAAAAUUGCCUCCAGAGGUAACCUGCCGGGAGCCGAGGACCUGUUUGUGAGGAAAUUUAACAACCUUUUCCAGAGUGGAAACUACCCAGAGGCUGCCAAAGUGGCAGCAGGUGCGCCAAAGGGCAUUCUGAGGACACCACAGACUAUUCAGAGAUUCCAGCAGGUGGCAGCACAGCCAGGUCAGAGUUCACCGCUGCUACAGUACUUUGGAAUUCUGUUGGACAAGGGUCAGUUGAACAAAUAUGAGACACUGGAGUUGUGUCGUCCAGUUCUACAACAAGGCCGCAAACAACUACUGGAGAAAUGGCUGAAGGAAGAUAAGCUUGAAUGCAGCGAAGAAUUAGGAGACUUGGUCAAAACAGUGGAUCAGAACUUAGCACUGUCUGUAUACCUGAGGGCAAAUGUUCCAGCUAAGGUUAUUCAAUGUUUUGCUGAGACAGGACAAUUCCAAAAAAUAGUGAUGUACUCAAAGAAAGUGAAUUAUGCACCAGACUAUAUUUUCUUAUUGAGAAGUCUGAUGAGAAUUAACCCUGAGCAAGCUCUGCAGUUUGCCCAGAUGCUGGUUGAAGAUGAUGAACCUCUGGCAGACUUGAAUCAAAUUGUGGAUGUGUUCAUGGAGAUGAACUUAAUUCAGCAGUGUACAUCUUUCCUGUUGGAUGCUCUGAAAAAUAACAGACCAUCAGAGGGUCCUCUUCAGACCCGGUUACUAGAGAUGAACCUCAUGUCAGCUCCCCAGGUAGCAGAUGCUAUCCUAGGAAAUCAGAUGUUUACUCACUAUGAUAAAGCACACAUUGCCCAGCUCUGCGAGAAGUCGGGACUUCUUCAGAGGGCAUUAGAACAUUACACAGACCUCUACGACAUAAAGAGAGCAGUGGUACACACCCACCUCCUUAACCCAGAGUGGUUGGUAAACUACUUCGGUUCCCUGUCCAUUGAGGAUUCUUUGGAAUGUUUGAAAGCAAUGCUUCAGGCCAACAUCAGACAAAACCUGCAAGUCUGUGUACAGAUAGCCUCGAAAUAUCAUGAACAGCUGGGCACCAACAGCUUGGUGGAAAUAUUUGAGUCAUUCAAGAGCUUUGAAGGUUUGUUCUAUUUCUUGGGAUCCAUUGUAAACUUCAGUCAAGAUUCAGAUGUACACUUCAAGUACAUCCAGGCCGCCUGUAAAACUGGACAGAUUAAGGAAGUUGAGAGGAUCUGUCGUGAAAGUAACUGCUACGACCCCGAACGUGUGAAGAACUUCCUGAAGGAGGCCAAACUGACUGACCAGCUGCCAUUGAUCAUAGUCUGUGACAGAUUUGACUUUGUGCAUGAUCUAGUCCUUUACCUGUACAGAAACAAUCUGCAAAAGUACAUAGAGAUUUACAUCCAGAAGGUUAACCCGGCUCGUUUGCCAGUGGUCAUCGGCGGAUUGCUAGAUGUGGACUGUGGAGAGGACGCUAUCAAACAGCUUAUCAUGGUCGUCAAGGGUCAGUUCUCCACUGACGAACUGGUGGAGGAAGUUGAAAAAAGAAACAGGCUCAAGCUUUUGUUGCCAUGGUUGGAAAUGAGGGUACAUGAAGGAGUCCAGGAACCUGCUACCCACAAUGCACUAGCCAAAAUAUACAUUGACAGUAACAACAACCCCGAGAGAUUUCUUAGAGAGAACCAGUUUUAUGACAGUCAAGUCGUUGGAAAAUACUGUGAGAAGAGAGACCCCCAUCUGGCCUGUGUUGCAUAUGAAAGAGGGCUGUGUGAUGAGGAACUGAUUCAGGUGUGCAAUGAGAACUCCCUGUUCAAGAGUCAGUCACGAUACUUGGUGAAGCGCAGGGACCUGGAUCUUUGGGCCAAAGUUCUUAAUGAAGAGAACGAGUAUAGGAGACAACUGAUUGAUCAGGUGGUGCAGACAGCCCUGUCAGAGACCCAGGAUCCAGAUGACAUCUCAGUUACAGUGAAGGCUUUUAUGACAGCAGAUCUACCUAAUGAACUGAUUGAAUUGUUGGAGAAGAUUGUUCUAGAGAACUCCGUAUUCAGUGAACACAGAAACCUUCAGAACUUGCUGAUCCUCACCGCCAUCAAAGCUGACCGUACUCGCGUGAUGGAGUACAUCAACAGAUUGGACAACUAUGAUGCCCCAGACAUUGCUAACAUUGCCAUCACUAAUGAACUCUAUGAAGAAGCUUUUGCCAUCUUUAAGAAGUUUGAAGUCAACACUUCUGCAAUACAGGUGCUGAUUGACAACGUGAAGAAUUUGGACCGUGCUUACGAGUUUGCAGAGCGUUGUAAUGACCCAGCUGUUUGGAGUCAGUUAGGACGUGCUCAGCUAAACGAAAAUAUGGUGAAGGAAGCCAUCGAUUCAUUUAUUAAGGCAGAUGACCCGUCUCAGUACAUGGAAGUGGUCAAUGUAGCCUCCAGCAACAACAGCUGGGAAGAUUUAGUGAAAUUCUUACAAAUGGCUCGUAAGAAAGCAAGGGAAACAUUCAUAGAAACAGAAUUAGUGUUUGCUUUUGCCAAGACCAACAGGUUAGCAGAUUUAGAGGAAUUCAUAUCGGGACCGAACCAUGCCAACAUCACACAGGUGGCUGACAGAUGUUUUGACAACAAAAUGUAUGAGGCAGCCAAACUUCUGUACAACAAUGUAUCAAACUAUGCCCGCUUGGCCAUCACUUUGGUCCAUUUGGGAGAGUACCAGGGGGCUGUGGAUGGCGCCAGGAAGGCUAACAGCACGAAGACUUGGAAAGAAGUAUGCUUUGCGUGUGUGAACAAUGAAGAGUUCCGCCUGGCCCAGAUGUGUGGUCUUCACAUUGUGGUCCAUGCUGAUGAGUUAGAGGAAUUAAUCAACUAUUACCAGGAUAGAGGCUACUUUGAAGAGUUAAUCUCCUUACUAGAGGCAGCAUUAGGUUUAGAAAGAGCCCAUAUGGGUAUGUUCACAGAAUUAGCCAUUUUAUACUCAAAAUUUAAACCAGAGAAGAUGAGAGAACAUUUAGAACUCUUCUGGUCUCGAGUCAACAUUCCAAAAGUAUUACGAGCAGCCGAACAAGCCCAUUUGUGGCCGGAGUUAGUCUUCUUGUAUGACAAAUACGAGGAGUAUGACAAUGCUAUUAUUGCUAUGAUGAAUCACCCAACCGAGGCCUGGAAGGAGAGUCAGUUUAAAGAUAUCAUCACAAAAGUGGCCAACAUUGAGCUUUACUACAAAGCCAUUCAGUUCUAUCUGGACUUUAAGCCUUUACUUGUGAAUGACUUGCUAAUGGUCCUGACUCCUCGUCUAGAUCACACACGUGCUGUGAAUUUCUUCAUCAAAGUGCAACAAAUAUCCUUGGUGAAGCCAUACCUCCGCAGUGUACAGAAAAAUAACAACAAGGCAAUCAAUGAGGCGCUGAACAACCUCCUGAUCGAGGAGGAGGACUACCAGGGCCUCCAGGCAUCUAUCGACGGCUACGAGAACUUCGACAACAUCAUGCUGGCCCAGCGACUGGAGAAGCACGAACUUAUCGAGUUCCGAAGAAUUGCAGCUUACCUGUACAAAGGAAACAACAGGUGGAAACAGUCGGUGGAUUUAUGCAAGAAGGACAAACUUUUCAAGGAUGCUAUGUGUUAUGCGAGUGAGUCCAGAGACACCGCGAUAGCUGAGGAUUUGAUUGCCUGGUUCCUGGAGAGCGAGUACCACGAAUGCUUUGCUGCCUGUCUGUUUCAGUGUUAUGACCUCUUACGACCUGAUGUGAUACUUGAAUUGGCAUGGAGGCAUAACAUCAUGGACUUUGCCAUGCCCUACAUGAUUCAGGUUGUGAGGGAGUACAUUUCCAAGGUUGAUAAGCUGGAACAAGCAGAAAAUGUUCGUAGCGAGGAGGAACAGAAAGCCGAAGAAAGGCCAAUUGUAUUCGCUGAGCCUCAGCUUAUGUUGACUGCUGGACCCUCACCCAUGAUGCCCCCACCUCAGGCCCCCUCACCCCAGCCCCCAUAUGGUGGCCCCACCUACCCAGGAAUGCCCACGGGUGUACCAACAUAUGGGUAUAGCAUGUAACUGUAAACAAAUCGUCAUAGUCGUGCGAGUUAAGCAUCCGUCAUGGUGUACACAGUGAACAAGUGAUAUCAUUAACAUAGACGUGGAAGAUUCAAAAGUUUGCCAGUGAUUGUGUUUCGAUGCAGUAGUUUAGUAGAAACUUUAACACAGGUCCACUUCAUGUUGAGUGCAAUAUUAUCUGUAUGUUGUAGUACGAUGCGACACAUUAAUAGGCAGUUGACACAUUUAUUUUCUAGCUUUCUUCUUAAUCUUAAUCCUGUGAAUGAAUUAUGAAAUGUUUUAAUACCAUCUUCUAUGAACUGAUUAUUAAUCAUUGCAUUGGCAGAUUUUUGAAGAAUCCAUUGAUAAAUCAUAAAUUCCAAGGGACCUGCAAAAUGUUAUAUUUCAUAUUAAAGAUGUUAAUUUUUUUCUGUGAUUUUAAAUUUGAAGAUAUUUUGUUUUGUGGAGUAUGUAUUUAUAUAUGUAUGCAUUAAUUCAAAGUGCUUCACAUGCAAGUUGAUGCAGUGUUUUUCUGUGUUAAAUGAGGUCUAGCAUCUUUUGUUCUAUUCAUGGUUUUGCAAUUGAAUUAAUAUAUCAAGAUUCAUCAGGGUGUGUUUUCCACCAUUUGUAACAUGAAUGAUUGAAGAAUUUUUAAUGUGUGGAAAUUUUGCACAAGACCUUUGAAACCUUUUUUUUCACAAUUGAUUUUAUGGACUUUUAAAUUUGUAGAUUACCAUGUAAAAUUAUCAAUUGCGCUUUACUUUAAAGCACAAGGAUUAUUUAUUUAUAUCUAUUUGAAAAAUUAUAUAAUAGACUAGCUUUGAAUUGUUGCACAUACUCAAAAUUGUACCACUGAAGAGAAACUAUGAAAAUGUAUGACGUUCCAUAGCCAACCUAUGUAUUGUUCAUUAAAUUCAGUGUUGUAUAAAAGGACAAUUGUAGAAGUUAUCUUGAAUAUGUGGCUGUGUGUUUUGAUUUAGAAAUUCUGCUAUUAAGGUUCUGGUUCCUAAUACCAAGCUAGAUGCAGUGAGCAUUUAUCUAAUAUCGUUGUCUUCUGUGGUCUAGAUUGUUAUCCAAUGGUGUGAUGACAUUGGAUUUUAGCUACAAUUAGUAAUAUACAUGUGUAAUACACAAAGAACAAGAAUAAACUAUAGACUACAUCAAA
Ostrea edulis (European flat oyster) is the source of this 6374-nucleotide messenger RNA. RefSeq names its product clathrin heavy chain 1. NCBI's taxonomy places the organism in Eukaryota, Metazoa, Mollusca, Bivalvia, Ostreida, Ostreidae. Gene Ontology annotation, biological process: intracellular protein transport; receptor-mediated endocytosis. The transcript has 32 exons. The record is from RefSeq and is a predicted model, not a curated record. Gene Ontology annotation, cellular component: clathrin coat of trans-Golgi network vesicle; cell cortex; clathrin complex. Gene Ontology annotation, molecular function: clathrin light chain binding; structural molecule activity. The coding region runs from base 155 to 5230 and encodes 1691 amino acids.